AAACGACUUCACGAUCGACUUGGCACCCGGCUGGCGAUCCUGUUGAACAGCUCAUUGGUCCUCUGCCAGCGUCGUGCUUUUUUGCGAGCUAGCGAGGCUUCUCCACCCCCUGGUCUGCGUGUCUGCCCCGGUCCAGUCCAAAGUCCCAGUCCCUGGCGCGGUCGUGAUGUCGACCAAGACCCUUGUCUGGGGACAAGAAGCCCGGCAGGCCUCCUGGUUUCUUCACUCAGCCUGGGCAACAAGCUUGAUUCGGCUCGAUCUGGUAACCCACGACGACGCGAUUGGUUUGAUCACUCUUGGACCGAACUCACCAAGGUGUUUUGCAUGAUUCGUGCCAACUCCCGACGAGGAGCCUUCACAUUACUUUAAAUGCUGCCACCUCCACCGCCGAGUUUCUGUUCUCCAAUAUCGAGCAGUUCGCAUCACUUGUAGCUUUGAUACCCAACCCAGUCGACCCACUAGAAUCCGCUCUCUGUACACAAAGCAUCUACUAUGCAGGUCAAAACCCUUCUCCCUCUGGCUUUGGCCAGCGCUGUGCUCGCCCAGAGCCAACAAAGCUUGACGGCUGCUCUAGCUUCUCAGAACUCUAGCUUGUCGUCUCUCACAGCACUCCUAGGCACCCAGCCGGCUCUGGUCGAAGCUCUUUCCCAAGCACAGAACAUCACCAUCCUGGCACCUAGCAAUGCCGCCCUCGAGGCAUUCCUCGCAAGCCCUGGUGCCCAAGGUGCGGCGACCAACCCCGGCCUCGUCGCCGCGAUUCUUCAGUACCACGUCCUGAACGGCACCUACUACGCCUCCCAGUUCACCGAAGAGCCGCAGUUUAUCCCCACCCUGCUCUCGAACGAGACUUAUGCCAACGUCACCGGCGGUCAGCGCGUUCAGGCCCAGACUGUUGGUGGUAACGUCACUUUCUACUCUGCCUUGAGAGAAAACUCGACCGUCACGGCCGGCAAUGUCAACUUCACCGCUGGAACCAUCCACAUCAUCGACAAGGUCUUGAGCGUUCCCCAGCCGAUUCCUGACACCCUUCGUGCUGCCAACCUCACUGCUGCUUUGGGUGCUGUCCAGGCCGCAAACGUCGGCCCCGCUCUUGCCGCCGCAAAGGAUCUGACAAUCUUCAUCCCCAACAAUGAGGCCUUCCGCUCUAUCGGUAACCUCACCGCCAACCUGACCGCGGCGCUGCCCAGCAUUCUCCAGUACCACGUCGUCGCCGGCGCCGUCUUGUACAGCCCCGAUAUCACGAACACUUCAUUGACUACGCUCAAUGGAGGAAACGUCACCAUCCGUGUCAUCAAUGAGACCGUCUACGUCAACGAGGCCGAGGUUCUCAUCCCCAAUGUUCUUGUAGCCAACGGUGUUGUCCACGUCAUCGACAACGUCUUGAACCCCAACAACACGUCCGUGGAGCCUGAUACCACGGCCUCCACCCGCGCGCCCGCAUACACUGGCGCUGGUACUGCCACCGACGGCAGCAACCCCUUCACCAGCGGCAUCACCGGUCCCACUUCAACUGCUCCCCUCGCCACUGAGACUGGAGCCAACAACGGUGGUGGUGUCCGCACCACCUCCUCCAGCACUCAGGCUGGCCCUAUGCGCACUGCCGCUGUUGGCGCUGCUGCCCUCUUCGGUGGUAUGGCUGCUUACAUGAACAUCUAAAUGUACCCAUUAUUCGACAAAAAGUUAGGGAUGAGGGAAAGGAAUAGGAG
This is a messenger RNA of Colletotrichum scovillei, 1706 nucleotides long. RefSeq names its product fasciclin domain-containing protein. The coding region runs from base 493 to 1656 and encodes 387 amino acids. Lineage: Eukaryota; Fungi; Ascomycota; Sordariomycetes; Glomerellales; Glomerellaceae. Gene Ontology annotation, biological process: macroautophagy. The transcript has 3 exons. The record is from RefSeq and is a predicted model, not a curated record. Gene Ontology annotation, cellular component: fungal-type vacuole membrane.